Molecule: messenger RNA, 1923 nt
Organism: Setaria italica (foxtail millet)
Lineage: Eukaryota; Viridiplantae; Streptophyta; Magnoliopsida; Poales; Poaceae
Product: protein DETOXIFICATION 40
Exons: 7
Coding region: 41-1729 (562 amino acids)
Biological process (GO): xenobiotic detoxification by transmembrane export across the plasma membrane
Cellular component (GO): membrane
Molecular function (GO): antiporter activity; xenobiotic transmembrane transporter activity
Source: RefSeq, a predicted model, not a curated record
UCUAUAUUUAAUAAUUUUAAUUAGCAUUCAAACAUCCGGUAUGACCUGUGCUAAAACUUUAGCAGUAGUUUGGCUAGCUACCGAUGCUACCCGCGGCCGCUGGUACACUAUAAACAAGCUGUACGCUCAGUCUCUCACCAAAUCUUUGUCCGGUGGUCAGACGAGUGAGAGAAAUACCAUGGGUAACGCCGCCGAGGCUGCGGGCGACAGCAAGCCGCUGCAGAGCCCGCUGCUGGCCGCCUGCUCUGCGCCGCCGCCGGCGACCACAUCAGGCGGCGGCGGCGGCCACGAGGUGAGCGGGCAGCUGGAGAGCAUCCUGAGCGAUGGGUCCCUGCCGUGGCCGCGGCGGGUGCUGGCGGCGUCGGCGGUGGAGCUGCGGCUGCUGGCGCGGCUGGCGGCGCCGGCGGUGGUGGUGUACAUGAUCAACUACCUCAUGUCCAUGUCGACGCAGAUCUUCUCCGGCCACCUCGGCACGCUCGAGCUCGCCGCCGCGUCGCUGGGGAACAACGGCAUCCAGAUGUUCGCCUACGGGCUCAUGCUUGGCAUGGGUAGCGCAGUGGAGACGCUGUGUGGCCAGGCGUACGGCGCGCUCAAGCACGACAUGCUGGGCAUCUACCUGCAGCGCGCCACCAUCCUGCUCAUGGCCACCGGGGUCCCGCUCGCCGUCAUCUACGCCUUCUCCCGCCCGAUCCUCAUCCUCCUCGGCGAGUCACCGGAGAUCGCCGGCGCCGCCGCCGUCUUCGUCUACGGCCUCAUCCCUCAGAUCUUCGCGUACGCCGCCAUCUUCCCCAUCCAGAAGUUCCUGCAGGCGCAGAGCAUCGUGGUGCCCAGCGCCUACAUCUCCGCCGCGACGCUCGUGGUCCACGUCGUCCUCAGCUACCUCGUCAUCUUCCAGCUCGGGCUGGGGCUCCUCGGGGCCUCGCUCAUGCUCAGCAUCAGCAACUGGGUCAUCGCCGUCGGGCAGUUCGUUUACAUCGUCACUAGCCGGCGCUGCCGGCUGACGUGGACCGGCUUCUCCUGGCAGGCAUUCUCCGGCCUGCCGGAGUUCUUCAAGCUCUGCUUUGCCUCUGCCGUCAUGCUCUGCCUCGAGACGUGGUACUACCAGAUCCUCGUGCUCAUCGCCGGCCUGCUCAAGGAUCCCGACCUUGCAUUGGCCUCAUUAUCUGUCUGCAUGACAAUUUCAGGGUGGGUGCUCAUGAUCUCAGUUGGAUUCAAUGCAGCAGCAAGUGUAAGAGUGAGCAACGAGCUUGGCGCCGGCAACCCCAAGUCGGCGGCGUUCUCCGUCUUGGUGGUGACGGUGCUAUCGUUCAUCCUGUCGGUGAUCAUCUCGAUCGUCAUCCUAAUCUGCCGGGAUUACAUCAGCUACAUCUUCACCGAGGGCGAGGACGUGUCACGGGCAGUGUCCCAACUGACGCCACUGCUGGCUUUCACUCUCAUCCUUAACGGCAUCCAGCCCGUCCUGUCGGGGGUAGCUGUUGGGUGUGGAUGGCAAGCCUUCGUCGCCUAUGUCAAUGUCGGCUGCUACUACAUCGUGGGCAUCCCCCUUGGAUGCCUCCUCGGGUUCUACUUUGACCUUGGAGCGGCGGGUAUUUGGUGUGGUAUGAUUGGGGGAACCCUGAUGCAGACACUGAUCCUGGUAUGGGUUACAUUCAGGACCAACUGGAACAAAGAGGUGGAAGAAGCCUUGAAAAGAUUGAAUAAGUGGGAAGAUAAGUCCCCUAUAUUGUGAACCACAAAACGAAAUAAGUCUUGUGUUUCUCAGAGAAGGAUGUAAUGAGAUAUGGUCCUUUUGUUGUAUGACCAAGAAUCAUACGAGGAUAUGGAUUAUCAGACCAUGUUUCAUAUUUAUAUUUCCAAGUAUGCUACAUAAGCAAGAGUGUAUUUAAUUCAUUGAUGACAUAGAUCAUACAGUGCAUUAUUUCA